This is a messenger RNA of Fibroporia radiculosa, 1764 nucleotides long. RefSeq lists its product as uncharacterized. The transcript has 14 exons. Lineage: Eukaryota; Fungi; Basidiomycota; Agaricomycetes; Polyporales; Fibroporiaceae. The coding region runs from base 1 to 1764 and encodes 587 amino acids. Gene Ontology annotation, cellular component: mitochondrial outer membrane. The record is from RefSeq and is a predicted model, not a curated record. Gene Ontology annotation, biological process: small GTPase-mediated signal transduction; mitochondrion organization. Gene Ontology annotation, molecular function: GTPase activity; GTP binding; calcium ion binding.
AUGCAGCAGGAUUUGACCCCCCUUCAGCGAACGAGAAGGGAUGUUCGGAUCCUACUUGUAGGCGACGAUGGCGUCGGGAAAAGCACAAUUGUCACCUCACUUAUCAAGGAAUCCUAUGUAGCACAUGUUCAGCACGUCGUCCCUGAAGUCACCAUACCCCCCGAGGUGACACCUGAGAAUGUCACGACGUACAUAGUUGACUCUGGCAGUGGACCUCAGGAUAGACCUCAUCUCGAAUCCGAGAUACGCAAGGCCCAUGUCAUUUGUGUCGUAUAUUCCAUUGACAAUCCGAACUCUUUCGAUCGGAUACCCACCUACUGGUUACCGUAUUUUCGGCAGCUUGGCGUCAAUGUUCCGGUGAUUCUGGUCGGCAAUAAAAUCGACUUGCGAGGCGGAGAGGUGACUAAUGAUGCAUUGGAAGAGGAGAUUAUCCCUAUCAUGAACGAGUUCAAGGAAGUCGAGACAUGUGUAGAAUGCUCCGCUAAACUCCCUCUGAAUGUGUCUGAGGUCUUCUACUUUGCCCAAAAAGCAGUAUUACACCCGACCGCCCCUUUAUAUGAUUCGAGAGAUCAUGUCCUGAAAAAGGAAUGUGUGGCUGCUCUCAGACGCAUAUUCAAACUUUGCGACGCCAACAAGGAUGGCAUCCUUGAUGCUUCCGAAUUGAACGAGUUUCAACGUAAAUGUUUCGACGCUCCUCUGCAAGCACAGGAGCUGGAAGGUAUCAAGGAUAUGGUCCAACAGCAUGCUGAGGGAGGGGUCCGCGAUGGAGGCCUCACAGAGGCAGGCUUCCUCUAUUUGCAUACCAUUUUUAUCCAGCGCGGACGUUUGGAGACCACUUGGACUGUUCUGCGCAAAUUUGGGUAUGCUGAAGAUCUACGUCUGACGGAAAGCUUCCUAUACCCUAAAUUUGAUGUCCCGUAUGAUUGUUCUGUCGAACUUAGUCCCAAAGGAUAUCAAUUUUUCACAGAUAUCUUCGAGACCUUCGACAAGGACCAAGAUGGUGCCCUCAAGACUGAAGAGUUGGAAGAUUUAUUUAGUACAUCGCCAGGAAAUCCAUGGGCUAGUCAAAAGUUUCCAGACACCACGGUUGCGGAUGACACAGGUGCAGUGACUUUGCAAGGAUGGCUAGCACAGUGGAGCAUGACAACUCUCCUGGACUACAAGACCACGCUUGCAAAUCUGGCAUAUCUGGGCUAUCCUGAUGAUCCACGUACAUCUGCGUUACACAUCACCCGGCCGCGUAAGGUGGAUCGUCGGAAAGGCAAGGUGACGCGUAAUGUGUUCUUAUGUUACGUAUGUGGAGCGGCAGGAUCGGGGAAAACCUCGCUGCUGCGUGCAUUUGCCGAUAAACCCUUCAGCGACACAUAUGAACCCACCAAAAAGAUGAAUUCCGUGGUCAAUUCUGUUGACAUAGACGGUUCGGAGAAGUAUCUUGUUGAGUUCGGCUCGAAGUACGAGGCAGAAACAUUGCGAAAUCCGAAAAAAACGGAUUUGGCAGAUGUGAUACUCUAUGUCUACGACUCGAGCGAUACGAAUUCCUUCUCGUAUAUCAGCAACUUGAGGCAACAAUAUAGCCUUGAUCACAUUCCGACACUAUUUGUAGCCACAAAGUCUGAUCUAGACCUUGCACAACAGAGACAUGAGGUGCAACCCGAUGUGUACUGCCGACGAUUAAGCCUUCAGGUGCCAGUCGCUGUCAGCGUGAAGACGGGGCAGAUCGCAGACGUUUUCCAUGCCAUCUGCAGCACUGCAAUGAAUCCGUGA